This is a messenger RNA of Exophiala aquamarina CBS 119918, 1725 nucleotides long. RefSeq names its product gamma-glutamyltransferase. The transcript has 3 exons. Gene Ontology annotation, cellular component: plasma membrane. The coding region runs from base 1 to 1725 and encodes 574 amino acids. Lineage: Eukaryota; Fungi; Ascomycota; Eurotiomycetes; Chaetothyriales; Herpotrichiellaceae. Gene Ontology annotation, molecular function: glutathione gamma-glutamate hydrolase. The record is from RefSeq and is a predicted model, not a curated record. Gene Ontology annotation, biological process: glutathione catabolic process.
AUGCUAUGGCUGGCCAACGUCGUUUGGGCCGUGGCGAUUUCGCCUUUGGUCAAUCAAGUCAAUGCCUCUCCUUUCCCCCAUACGCGCCAGUUUGAGCAGCAGUCAGACACCCGAGGCGCUGUCGCAAGCGAAAGUGACAUCUGCAGCCACAUCGGCAUCGACCUCUUGCGAAUGGGAGGAAAUGCUGCGGACGCGCUAGUCGGAACGGUGUUUUGCAUUGGAGUCGUCGGCAUGUACCACAGUGGCAUCGGUGGAGGAGGUUUCAUGCUUGUCCGUGCACCUAAUGGUACAUAUGAAUUUAUCGAUUUCCGUGAAACAGCACCCGCCGCUGCCUUCCAAGACAUGUACAAGAACAACACAAGGGCGAGCAUAUUUGGGGGCCUGGCUAGCGGAGUUCCCGGUGAGGUUCGAGGGCUUGCUCACCUGCACCAAAACUAUGGAAGUCUUCCCUGGCAGCUGGUGAUGCAAGGAGCGAUCAAUAUUGCAAGAUACGGCUGGACUGUCAACGAGGACCUUGUCAGCUACAUCAAAUCGGCAAACGCAUCGGAUUCGGCGGUUUCUCCGAAUUUUUUUGUGGACGAUCCAAACUGGGCCUUGGAUUUUGCGCCAAAUGGGACACUCCUUGGGCUUGGUGACACGAUCACCAGGAAAAGAUAUGCCAAUACUCUCGAGACGAUCUCAGAGAAGGGCCCGGACGCAUUUUACACUGGUUCAAUCGCAGAAACCAUGAUUGCCGCAUUGCAAGAAGAGAAUGGGACCAUGACAAUGGAGGAUUUGCGAGAUUACAAGGUGUCUAUCCGGCCUGCAGCGAACAUCACGUACCGAGGCUAUCGUAUCUUUGGUUGCAGUGCCCCAAGCUCGGGGGCAGUGGCCCUCUCCGUACUGAAAACGGUGGAAGGGUACAGCGACUUCUUCGCUGCCGACAAGGCGAACUUGAGCACUCAUCGGCUGGAUGAAGCCAUCAGAUUUGGCUACGGCGAACGAACCAAUCUUGGCGACCCCUCAUUCGUAGCCAACAUCUCUGAUUAUCAAGAUGAUAUGCUCUCGGACAGAUCCGCGGCCCAGAUUCGUGGCAAGAUACUAGACACCCGAACAUUAAAUGUGUCGGCGUAUGAUCCCUCGGGAAUCGAGUCACUGGAAACCCCCGGGACGUCCCAUAUUGUCACUGCCGACGCCGACGGGAUGGCAAUUACUCUUACCACGACCGUCAAUCUCCUGUUUGGGUCGCAGCUUCUGGUACCUGAAACGGGAAUCAUCAUGAACAACGAGAUGAAUGACUUUUCCAUUCCAGGAACCUCUAAUGCGUUUGGGUUUGUGCCUUCACCGUCCAACUAUAUUCGACCGGGGAAGAGGCCGUUGUCAAGUGUUUCACCAACGAUUGCUGAAUUCCCGAAUGGGACGCUCUACUAUGUGAUUGGCGCGGCUGGUGGCUCACGCAUCAUCACCGCUACCAUUCAGAAUCUCGUUCAUGUCCUGGACCAAAACAUGACAGCUCCUGAGGCCUUAGCACAGCCUCGCCUGCAUGAUCAACUGAUACCCAAUCACGUGACUUUUGAAUACUCAUAUGACAAUGAUACGGUGGCAUUUAUGAAGUCUUUGGGUCACAAUGUUACCUGGAUCCGUGUCGCACAAAGUUCUGCACAGGGGUUGCGACGACUCUCCAACGGAACUUUUGAGGCCGCUGGGGAGCCUCGCCAACUGAAUUCAGGCGGAUACGCGAUAUAG